AUGGACACCUCGUGGGGACCAGAGUUUGGGCAUACAACUUCGGUCGAAGAUCCAGCUACAGAACAGAUGCAGCGCAGUUCGUCCCGAGAAGGACAGAAGAAGCCGCAGUCCAGACAAUUGCUGUCGUGCACCAAGUGCCGCGAGCGCAAGGUUAAGUGUGACCGAACAAAGCCUUGCUCCGCGUGUUGUGCUCGUGGCCAUCCUAAGGAUUGUGAGUUCGUCGUGGGAGAAGGGAACGACUACAGUCCCAUUCAGCAAUCAUACGAGAUACGCAAGCUACGACAAGAGAAUCAACGGCUGAAGGAACGGCUGCAAGCUGCACGAUUAUCACACUCUGGCGAUGAGGAAGAUGACGAGGAUGCCUUUGAGCAGAAAGGCUCCAAGAACAGUCGAUCCGCCGCUGCAAAACAACGACGUUUCAAGACCACUGAUCGUGUUGACAAUUUGUACUUUGGCACGCCGAGUCUUGCUAACAUUGUCCAUGAUUUCGCCAACCUACAUGUUGGCAGCCAUUCCUUAACCCACAGGGUGCCCAAGGCCAGCGAGGUAUACGGCAUUGACGACAGUCACGAAUCCAUGUUUCCCUUCCCGAUCUUCAACGGCUGGACUGGAUCGAACACAGCCACGACUCUCGUCAACAUCCUUCGAGGAGCGAAAGAUAUACCCGAGAUCGUCGAUGCCUUCCAAGCUCGUGCCCAGUCAUGUUCUUUCCCUCAUACGCCGGAAGAGACAACGAAGAAGGAGAUUCAGCGCUUCCUCGAUGAUGCCGAGAGUAAUGCUAGCCGGCACCCGGAUAUGCUUGCGUUGAUAUUCGCAACGCUUGCAACUGGGCUGCAGAUGGGCGAGUACGAUCGUGCAGGCGGAUCGUGGGUCAGAGGAUCGAUGGCAGAAAUACGGAAGCGAGCAGAUGUCUACCUCGCUGCAAGCAUGCAUGCACUUCGCAUGUCAUCCUACAUGAGUCAGCCUUCACUACUCGGGAUACAAACCUUGGUUCUGAUGGGCCCGUACCUUACCAACAGCGGCCGGUUUCUCGAUGCUUGGACGCUAUUCGGGACCACGAUACGACUUGCGCACUCGAUUGGUCUUCACCGCAACCCACAAUACUUGGACUCAACACCCUCACUCCGUGAAAGCAUGACCCGAAGAACACUCUGGUGGUGGAUGUUACACAUGGACCAACAAUACUCAGUGACACUUGGUCGGCCACUAGGCAUAUCGGGCAUGGGCGACUGUCCACCACCUGAGCCACUCGUCACGAACCCGACUAUGCUGCGUCUUGGCGAGUUCGUGGACCACUUCACCAUAUUGGCACGCCAGAUUCUGAGUAGCGAUGGACUGAUGAGCGUUUCGAAGAUCGACGAGUAUACCGAUAAGCUGCUGGGGCUGUGGGACACGAUGCCUGCGGCUCUCCAGUUCAACGAAAGCUGGGUGCAGAAAGAUGCACCACUGCCCGACUGGCCUCUCGAUGCGAUGUCAGCGAUAUUGUUUGCGAAAGUGCAAUCAUUUCUGGUACUGCUGAACCGACAGCGCGUAGAGCGUACACAGCAUUCUUCCAGGAGUUCACCACCAGGGGGUAUGAUGAGACCACCAGCUAGUACCGGUCCUCUAAGCUCUGUGAGUAGCUCAAGCUCGGAGCUACUUUCACAUCCAGCUUCCGUCCGGGGUCGAGAUCUGGUUAUCAACUCCUCGGCUUCUAUUCUGCAGACUUUCCUCUUCUUCUGGCAUCGCAACCCUGCCAUACUGAUCUCAUGGACAAUGGGUCAACAAGCAUUCAACGCCUGCAUGAUCCUCAUAAUCGAUAUCUGGGAAACCGAAGCCUAUCACAACCAGUGGAUAGUGCAAGAAGCAUUCGUGGUCUUCAACGAGCUCGCCGAUAAAGGCAUACAUAGCCUUGCAGCACUUGCCGUCAACCGCAUAUCAGAUGGUCUUUUCCAGCUUGGCCAGAGACAGGAAGAACGUAGAGUAGCUAAUCUGUCCCGUCGAUCAAGUGCACAACAACAUCAAGGUCCGAUGUUACAACUCGACACUGCCUCCUUGGCUGAUUGGUCUGCCAAUGCCGUCAUGGGUAAUACGGGAAUGUAUCUCCUCGAGGAUCCUGGUCUACAAGUCAUGACACCACAGUCUUUUCAACCGCUUGGGUGGAACAUGGCAGGAGCGGGUCAGCCACUUCCUCACAGCAACAACACAACACCAAAUCUCACUCCGCCAACGGUACCAGUCAGCCAAGUUCAUCCGGCACCGUUCCCGGUCAUCUCACCGCCAUUCAUGCCCAAAACCAUACCGGUAACCAACUCUCCUUACGCCGUAGGUCUCCAGCCACGAAUGCCAGUUAUGCGUCGUGCAUCAGCCGCCUCGACCUCUGCUUACACCAACCCGUCGGCAAUGCAUAUCCAGCAAGCAGCAUUCACACCCAUCAACACAUACCCACAACAACAAACGCACGUCCAUCAGAUGGGACCUCAGCAGCAGCAACAACAGCAGCAUUCUUUUUCUCAGCUUCGCGGUCCUCGUCCAGCGGCUACCGGCUCCUCCACAGCGGUCGGCAGAGCCGGCGGAGGACCGCAGGGAAUUCACAAGCUCGAUCGAACGCCUGGUCGGUCGAAGCAGCGGAGGCGAUGA
Messenger RNA from Recurvomyces mirabilis, 2619 nucleotides. RefSeq lists its product as uncharacterized. Gene Ontology annotation, molecular function: DNA binding; zinc ion binding; DNA-binding transcription factor activity, RNA polymerase II-specific. Lineage: Eukaryota; Fungi; Ascomycota; Dothideomycetes; Mycosphaerellales; Teratosphaeriaceae. Gene Ontology annotation, biological process: regulation of DNA-templated transcription; DNA-templated transcription. The record is from RefSeq and is a predicted model, not a curated record. The transcript has 4 exons. The coding region runs from base 1 to 2619 and encodes 872 amino acids.